AUGCGGAACAUGCUUGGUCAGAGCUUUGACAUCGCACGGACUGGCGAGCACGUGCUCAUCAAUAUUCCACAAAAAUGUGGCCCAGAUGAAAUUCUUCUUCGCGUGGGUGCGGAGGUGCGAAGCGACCGACAUGCACAUUGCGCGACCGACAUGUACAUCAAGGCGCUCAACAUCACUGGUGCGUGGGCCAAUAAGCAGCAGACGAAUGGCUUCAGGUACUUGGCGAGCCAUCGUGAUCAGCGCCAGCCAUGGAGGUGGUUCGGCAAGGUUGAGCUGAAGGUGGCGUGGGGCCGCACGCGCGACGGGGAAAAUUACCUUAAUUUCUAUGUCCGCCACUUGAGCAAUGUUGGUCACGCGGUCGGGGGUAUCCUCGGCAUCGACGAUCAUUCAGAGGCACCAUCCCCGGACGAGAUGUGCAAACGCUCCCUCACGCUCGCAGAAUACGCGGAUUGA
Molecule: messenger RNA, 453 nt
Organism: Prorocentrum cordatum
Lineage: Eukaryota; Dinophyceae; Prorocentrales; Prorocentraceae
Source: the annotation of a GenBank genome assembly